AUGUCUGCCCAAGCCACCAGGAGUUCUCUCAGUGCCAACAAGGAAUUCCUCCGAAGCUUCCCCGGGGUGGUGAGACUUCUACAGCUCGCCACCGGUGCCGCCGUCUGGAUCUCCAUCGCCUCCAGCAACUUCAACAACACCGUUCGCUUCGCCCUGUUCGUCUUUGUCUUCUUCUGGCUGGUCACCCUGCUCUUUUAUUUCAUCACCCUGCUGGACAAGCAGGACCUGGUCCCGUUACUUGGAGGUGAGCGAUGGCUCCUCACCAACCUCAUCUACGAUGCCCUGGCCACUGCCCUUCACAUCGCCGCCACGGCCAUCGUCAUUGUCACUAUCGAUAACCAUUCUUAUUGCGACAUCCCCAACUACAGGGGCGCCUGUUACUACAAGACCUACGUGGUGGCCUCCGUCUUCGCCUGUCUCUGCUGCCUCUUCUACGUCUCCACCACAGUCUGGUUCUCCGUCAAGAAAUGUAAAGGAAACAAGAGCGUCAUUUAG
Messenger RNA from Staurois parvus, 495 nucleotides. The record is from the annotation of a GenBank genome assembly. NCBI's taxonomy places the organism in Eukaryota, Metazoa, Chordata, Amphibia, Anura, Ranidae.